UUUGCACGUCCGUAGCAAACUCUUUAAAUCCCAACUGUAAUUCAUCUUCUUCAACACAAAGGAAAAAAAAAGCCCUAAAUCCAUAACCGUUCUAAUCGGCCAUGGCAAUGGCGACCUUCAAGCUUCAUCCUCUUCUUCUCGUUUUUCUUGUUCUGUUUCUUCUGCUUAUUCCUUCACUGAUUGCGGCACAGACAGACUGUCACUGUCCUGAAGAAGAAGAAAACAAAGGAAUCCGAAACAAACCGCUAGCCCUAAAAUACAAAAUCGUCGCCAUAGCUACGAUUCUCGCCGCUGGAUUAAUCGGAGUUUCUAUUCCGAUGCUCGGUAAGGUGAUUCCUGCCUUGAGUCCUGAGAAGGAGAUUUUCUUUGUUAUUAAAGCCUUUGCCGCUGGUGUCAUUUUGGCUACCGGAUUCAUCCAUGUUCUUCCUGAUGCUUACGAGAGUUUGAAAUCGCCGAAACUGAAAGAGGAUCCCUGGGCGAAGUUUCCGUUCACUGGCUUGGUGGCUAUGGUGGCGGCUAUUGGUACUUUAAUGGUGGAUGCCGGUGCUAGCUCUUAUUAUACUCGCCUUCAUCUGAAGAAAGCUCAGCCUGAGAUUGAUGAGAUGAACGGCAGAGCUAUCGACGCUCAUAUUCCUGUUCAUACUCACGGUGGUCAUGGCCACGCUCAUGACUCCUCUGAUGUCACUGGAACACCGGCGGAGAUUCUCCGGCACCGCGUGAUCUCUCAGGUACUCGAGCUGGGGAUAGUGGUACAUUCGGUAAUUAUUGGGAUCGGUUUGGGCGUUUCCGAAACUCCCAAAGCCAUCAGGCCUCUAGUGGCGGCCAUUACUUUUCAUCAGUUAUUCGAGGGCAUGGGCUUGGGAGGAUCCAUAGCUCAGGCAAAGUUCAAGAACAGAGCAACAAUAAUAAUGGCGCUAUUCUUCUGUCUGACAACACCAAUUGGGAUAGUAAUAGGCAUUGGAGUAACAAAGGGCUACGACGAAGAGGACCCAAAAGCACUGAUAGUGGAAGGGAUAUUGAACGCAGCUUCAGCAGGUAUCUUAAUCUAUAUGGCUCUUGUUGAUCUGUUGGCUGCCGAUUUUAUGAACCCAAGAAUGCAGAGUAAUGGAAAACUUCAACUUAUGGCCAAUCUUUCUCUUAUUCUUGGAGCUGCCUUGAUGUCUUCACUCGCUCGCUGGGCUUGAAAAUUUACUCUUUUUUUGUUUUUGUUUAGCAAUUUUUAAGUAUUAAUUGUGCAUAACUAUGUCUUCCUUAUAGAGAAGGAUGGAUGGAUAGAUGUUUUGUGGCUCAUGAUUUGAUUAUAAAGUUCCCCUCAGCCAAUUGGAGUGUUCAUGUGAGUUUGUUUCUGAGGUUGAAGAUUAUAUUAGAGAAACUGAUGUAAAAUAAUUUGGAAUUAUAAAUUGCAUGAAUAGUCGUGAAAUGUUUGUUUUGCAAAUGAAUUUGUUGUAUAAAAUAUGGGUAUUCCAUAUAGAGAUAUUUAGAUGACUAGAUAUCUCGAACAAUUUGAAUUACUUUGUUGAGCUGUUUUCUGUUGUAU
Messenger RNA from Cucurbita maxima (winter squash), 1537 nucleotides. RefSeq names its product zinc transporter 3-like. Gene Ontology annotation, molecular function: zinc ion transmembrane transporter activity. The transcript has 3 exons. Gene Ontology annotation, cellular component: plasma membrane. The record is from RefSeq and is a predicted model, not a curated record. Lineage: Eukaryota; Viridiplantae; Streptophyta; Magnoliopsida; Cucurbitales; Cucurbitaceae. Bases 102 to 1184 code for a protein of 360 amino acids. Gene Ontology annotation, biological process: zinc ion transmembrane transport.